Paecilomyces variotii is the source of this 1563-nucleotide messenger RNA. RefSeq names its product major facilitator superfamily domain-containing protein. The record is from RefSeq and is a predicted model, not a curated record. Bases 1 to 1563 code for a protein of 520 amino acids. The transcript is spliced from 2 exons. NCBI's taxonomy places the organism in Eukaryota, Fungi, Ascomycota, Eurotiomycetes, Eurotiales, Thermoascaceae. Gene Ontology annotation, biological process: transmembrane transport. Gene Ontology annotation, molecular function: transmembrane transporter activity.
AUGAUAGAGAAACAGGCUGAGUGCCCAGAUGACUCUCAUGGAGGCGCAAGCUGCAUCCCUAUUGUCUAUAAAAAACUAACCUUCCGGACAGAGGUGCCAAUUGCCUCUCCUCAGAUCCCAGAUCAUCUGAGACCACCGGAUCUCAAAAGACUGGUAUCGCCACACGACUGGUCUCCAUGUCGAAAAGCCUUCAUCACGGGAAUUUCAUGCUCGACAACCAUAUUCUCUGGGUUUGGCGCCAGUUCACUGGGUCCGGCAGAGACUCAGAUGGCGGCCGAGUGGCACGUCAGCGUGGUAGCGCUCGCUGUUGGAAUUAUGCUGUACUGUUUCGGAUUCGCAAUUGCCCCUAUGGUCUUAGCACCGUUCUCUGAGAUCAAUGGAAGAAGACCGGUAUUCAUAGCUACAUCAGUCUUAUUUCUCGCAUGUCAGCUCGGCAACUCCUUUACGCAUUCUUAUGUCGGAAUGCUUCUUGCGCGUUUCUUCGGUGGCAUUGGUGGCUCGGCAUUUUCCUCAAUGGUAGGCGGCAUCAUUGCGGAUAUCUACCAUGCACAGAACAGGAACACGCCCAUGGUGAUAUUUUCAGGUGCAACCCUUUUUGGAAUGGGAUUAGGGCCAAUUAUCUGCGGGCUGAUUGCAAGCAAUACGACGUGGCGCUGGAUAUUCUGGCUACAGACCAUCGCUGCAGGAAUCAUCUGCGUCGUCCUUGUCCUAUUCCUCGGGGAGACGCGAGAAAACGUGGUUCUGCGAAAGAAAGCAAAGAUCCUGAAUAAAUGGUACGAAGACCUCGAGAAAGAAGGUUUCUACAACUUCGAAAACGACACAUACACCCCGAUACGCCUCCGUUGGAAAAUAGCAGCAGACGAGGAGCGCACGGAUCUACUCACCAUGCUGCGAAUCUCUGUCAUUCGGCCCUUCCAGCUUCUUUUCACCGAACCGGUCGUGUUCUUUUUCUCCUUAUGGGCCGCUUUCUGCUGGGGUGUUUUAUACCUCAACAUAGCUGUGAUCCCCUAUGUCUUUGAGCAAAUGUAUCAUUUCUCACUCGUCGACUCAGAAGCCACUUUCACUGCCGUGUGCGUAGCAGCUAUUCUAGGAACCUUCCUAUCGAUCUUCCAGGAGAAUCUAGCGUUGCGACGCAAAGGAUGGAACUCCGUCCCUGAACACCGGCUUUACUUUAGCUGUAUAGAAAGCACACUACUUCCUAUCGGUCUAUUCAUGUUUGGCUGGACGGCAGAAUACCACGUCCAUUGGAUCGUUCCAGCAAUAGCAGCAGCCAUCUCCACGCUGGGGAUCUUCUCCAUUUACCUUGCUGUCUUCAAUUACCUCGCUGACGUCUACCACCGAUACGCGAGCUCUGCCCUCGCGGCGCAGAGCUUCUGCCGCAAUAUUCUCGGCGGGGUCCUCCCACUUGUUUCGAUUCAGAUGUUCAGGAACCUGAAAUAUGGACCUGCGUCGAGUCUUCUGGGCGGAAUUGGGGUCCUCUUGACCGCCGUCCCGUGGAUUCUGGUGCUUUAUGGACCGCGUAUUCGCGCGAAAAGCAAAUUGGCGAGCGAGAUCAUGCUGUAA